GGAGAUGCCCAUAAUGACAGGGCCCCUAUGGUGAGCUUGGGCUAUUUAAGGAGCGAGAGCCCUGCAGUAACCAGUGCAGAGGAGACCCCUUCCUCAGGAGGCUGCAUCUCCCCUGGCUGCCCUGUGCAUCCAGCAGGGGCAAAGGAGAUCCCAGCCUGUCCUCACCUGGCUGUCCUGUCUGAUGAUGGGACAAGAAACAGGCUGCCCGCAGAAGUGGUUUUGUCACCACCCCAGAGGUAUUCAAAACACAUAGGCAGCAGAUGUCCAACAGCAGCUCCAUCACCCAAUUCCUCCUCCUGCCAUUUGCAGACACACGGGAGCUGCAGCUCUGCCACUUCUGGCUCUUCCUGGGCAUCUCCCUGGCUGCGCUCCUGGGCAACGGCCUCAUCAUCACCAGCACAGCCUGCGACCAGCACCUCCACACCCCCAGGUACUUCUUCCUCCUCAACCUCUCCCUGCUGGACCUGGGCUGCAUCUCCACCACUGUCCCCAAAUCCAUGGCCAAUUCCCUCUGGGACACCAGGGCCAUCUCCUACACAGGUUGUGCUGCACAGCUCUUUUUCUUUAUCUUUUUUGUCUUAGCUGAGUUUUAUCUUCUCACUGCCAUGUCCUACGACCGCUACGUGGCCAUCUGCAAGCCCCUGCACUACGGGACCCUCCUGGGCAGCAGAGCUUGUGUCCACAUGGCAGCAGCUGCCUGGGGCACUGGGUUUCUCAGUGCUCUGCUGCACACAGCCAAUACAUUUUCACUGCCCCUCUGCCGAGGCAAUGCUGUGGAGCAGUUCUUCUGUGAAAUCCCCCAGAUCCUCAAGCUCUCCUGCUCACAUUCCUACCUCAGGGAAGUUGGGCUGCUUGUGCUAAGUUGCUUUGUAGGGUUUGGAUGUUUUGUUUUCAUUGUGGGGUCCUAUGUGCAGAUCUUCAGGGCCGUGCUUAGGCUCCCCUCUGAGCAGGGACGCCAGAAAGCCUUUUCCACGUGUGUCCCUCACUUGGCUGUUCUCUUCCUUCUUGUCAGCACUAGUACCUUUGCCUACCUGAAGCCCCCCUCCAUCUCCUUCCCAUCUCUGGAUCUGGUGGUGUCAGUGCAGUACUCAGUGGUGCCUCCAGCAGUGAAUCCCCUCAUCUACAGCUUGAGGAACCAGGAGCUCAAGGAUACUGUGAGGAAGCUGGUGACUGCAGGUGUUUCAGCAGCCAUACACUGCCUGCUUUCCUCUAAAAAGGGCUCCCAGUGUCGGUCAUGACAGGCCAUGUCUGUCUUUCCUGCUUUAUAUUUGUUAUCCUGUUUCAAUUUAUGGUGAUGUUGUCUUCAUUGAAAUGUCA
Pezoporus flaviventris is the source of this 1317-nucleotide messenger RNA. RefSeq names its product olfactory receptor 14C36-like. The transcript has 3 exons. Bases 261 to 1238 code for a protein of 325 amino acids. Gene Ontology annotation, molecular function: G protein-coupled receptor activity; olfactory receptor activity. Gene Ontology annotation, cellular component: membrane. The record is from RefSeq and is a predicted model, not a curated record. Gene Ontology annotation, biological process: G protein-coupled receptor signaling pathway. Lineage: Eukaryota; Metazoa; Chordata; Aves; Psittaciformes; Psittacidae.